Symbiodinium sp. CCMP2592 is the source of this 4899-nucleotide messenger RNA. Lineage: Eukaryota; Dinophyceae; Suessiales; Symbiodiniaceae. The record is from the annotation of a GenBank genome assembly.
AUGUCACCAGGCUCUCCGGCCAUCGGCGUCUAUGUGGACACUGUGAACGUGGUGGGCGUUGGGGCUACGGAGGUGAACGCAAUCAUGGACUCUGUCGCCGACCGUUUUGAGCAGCUGGGCAUCCCCUUCGUGGUGACCGAUCGGGCGGGAUGUGCGGUUCGGAACACCCGGCUUCGUGCCUGGAGACUGUGGUUGGCUACCCGGGGCAUGGCAAAACGGCAGCGACUUUCAGGGGAGCUAGUGCGAGUUUGGCUGGGGCAUGUGAAUUUUUACUUUGCCAUCGCGCGGCCCUGCCUAUCAGUGCUGUCUUCGUGCUACCGAUUCGCUUCACAGAAUCUGGGCCGCAGGGCUGUGGUUUGGCCAAAUGUUCGUAAGGAACUUCGCGAAGUGAUGGGAUUAAUCUUCAUGGUGGAACACGACCUCCUCUCCGAGCGCUCCCCUCUGGUGCACCUUGGCGACUCCUCUAUGUUCGGCUUCUCUCUGAUGUCUACCGUGGCGACCGACGCGGAGAUCAAGAGGGAGUUGGAGGUGAAGGAGAAGUGGGGGUUCAUACAGGGGCGGAGUGUGGAUGUAAAGCCGAGCGAGGGUGGCCCACUCCAUCAGGACUUUGUGGGGCAUCAGGCCGUGACCACGGCGGCUACUCGGACCAAAUACGCCCAGAGCUUGGUUCACAAGUUGGAAGAAACAGGCGCCGCACGUUUGCGACAGCAGCAGUGUCAGCUGUUUGGUCCUCCAAAGUCGGUGGAGCCGACCUUGAUGGAGGCCAUACGGCAUCCUCCAGUUUCCAGUGGUUGGCAUACGCCCGCCGUGGAGACGAUCAGUUUGGCCGAGACGGCCGAGGCACCCAGGAGUUUUACGGAGAGGCUCAAAGAGCGCAGCGGCGUUCAGCUGACGACGUUUACGGCCAGAGUGGCGUGGAGAGACAACCGUUGGGCCAUCGAGGACAGGACCAAAGCAGCUGGGUCCUACUCAGCGGCUCUGACUCAGCAGUGGGCAUCCCUCCUAGAGGGUCUCUGUCCUACAACGGCGAAGUGCUCUUCAUUGGACUCCUUGGCCGAAGUGGAUGGCCAGCUCAAGCUCGCAGCGGAAAGGUCUCAAAGCUCCUCAGCUCCGGAGUUGUUUCUGGGCGGCACACAAAAGCGGAAGCCGCUUGUCUCCGUCGCCAAGGUUCAACCGGUGGCCAAAGGCAAGAAGCGAAAGCAAGUACCCAAAGUUGACCUGCAAGGGCGAGCUCUGGCUCCGUCGUUGCGCCUGAAGGCAGCCAAAGUUACUCAGAAAACCUUGGAUGCAUAUCACCUCCAGAUCGAGGCUUUCGAGAGCUGGGCGGCUUCCCGUCGAUUGAAAGUCACUAAGGCCAAUCUGGACCCGAGAGUGGUCAGCUGCAUGACCUGGGUUCAGGAGCAUGACGACGGUGAGCCAUGGAACGCUGCAUACCUGAUCUACGGAUUGCAGCUCCUCAGGUGCAAUGUUCCAAAGCCUGACUUCUUGCCGAACUCCAAACAGGGAAUGGGGCUGGUGAGGAUAGAGGAGCGAGAGAACCCCGGACGAUACGGGGAGUGGUUUGCAGGCACCCUCGUCGCAGUGUCCGGUGGGCACCUGCAAUGGUGGCUGGACACUGGUGAGGGCUCUUCGGAGCAAAGAUGGUUCUCCGUCCACGUCUGUGCCAAGUCCCCUGCCACCUGCAGGGGGUCAAAAGGGCACCCCGACAUGGAGUUCCACUUUCAAUCCCUGAGGAGCAUCCCCUUGUCGGAGCUCGGGCCAGCCACCAGCACCAGCUUGGAAGAUCCUAUCACCGAGGAACGGGGCGCGCCCCAGGAUUCAACUCCGGCUGCGGCCGAGACUCAGAGCCUGGGCCAGGAAGAAGAGUGGGAUGAUGAACUGUUGGAGGCCCUCGGGGUCAGCGAGGAUGAAGACACCCUGAGGGAUUCCUUGGAGCAUGCGGCCAAGUAUGCGGUGACGGGGUGGUGGAAUCUGACCCAUUUGCAGGCGGCGGUCCGACGUCUUCUUGGGACGAAGCCCACCUGGGAGCAGGUUCUUGAAUGGUUCAUGAGGGAGGGCAGGCGGUUCCCGACUCCUCUAGGCUCUUUCUUCCGCAGGAUGGAGGAGACCGAGGCAGCCCCCCCGGGCGCGGAGCCCACUAAGGAACCAGACCUGCUUCCGAUCCAUGUGGAUGCCACCUGCAACAUCGAGGUGGUGGAGAACUGCUCCCAAGUGGUGCUGGAAUACCCUGCACGCCCUCAACUUCCACUACUGCUGAGGGUGGAUCAGCCCUGUGUGCUGGCCACCGCCGGAAGAGGACCGGCUGUGGCCGAGAAGAUCCUCUCAAGCCGCUCUCGCGACUAUGAGGGCAACAUGGUAGAGCGAGUGGGCGAGAUCCAAGCGGAUCUGGUUAUCGGUGCCUGGCCCAAGGUUGGAGAGGCGGCCGUGGCCAGCGUCGUCGACUUCCUGAGUGGUGACGCCCUGAAGGCGGUGAUCUCGCCCCGGCCGCACUUCAAAAGAGGAAGUGACCAGCCGAGAACCUCCAAGAGAGGGAAGGUUCAUGCCUCCCAGGAGGAAUGGAACAAGGUCGUGGCUGCGGCAUUCCAGCGCAACAUGAUGGGGCCAGUGGACGAGAGCGCAGUGCCGCGAGACUCGCAAGGGCACCUGAUCACGAAUGGUGCUGGCGCGGUCGAGAAGAGGAAGCUGGUCGGCGGCAAAGAAGUUGCCAUGCAGAGGUUCAUCAGCAACUUCGUACCGAUCAACGAAUUCCUCGAGGCCCUGCCCGGGGAUCAGGACUUCCUCCCUUACGUGGCCCAGUUGGGCCUGCUGCUCUUGGAUGACAGCCAGACCCUGAUGAUAGAGUCGGAGGACCUCACCUCGGCCUUCAACUUAUUCCGUAUGCCUGACACAUGGCUCCCUUUUUUCUCUUACGCAAAGAAGGUGCCCGGGCAUAUCAUGGGGUCCUCUGAGGAGUGGGUCAGGCCGGGGCUGCGCGUCAUCCCUAUGGGGUGGAGCUCCGCUGUCACCAUCAUGCAGGCGGAUAUACCCGCUGAGGGCGGAGCCGUGCUGUACCUUGACUCCUUCGACCAGGUGCGGAUGGUAGACACCACACUGCGAGCAGUAGAAGAAGGAGGCAUUCAAGGAGGGGUGCUCGAUGGAGACAAGGGGGCAAUUUCGGUGGGAAGCGACAAAGCUGAGAAGCUGGUCCUGGCCACUUUAGGCCUCCUGGCAUCCGCCUCUUGGUCAGAAGCGGCCUUGAGAAGGUGGGUCGGGAUCGCAACCUUUGUGGCCGCUUUUCGGCGACCACUUUUUGCGGUUUUCCAAGAGAUCUUCCCACUGAUCGAAAGGGCCAAAGAAGGGGCGGUGGAUCCCGAUCGACCUUUGUGCUCCUGCUCCCCUUGGCCUCCACAUCUCUGCGGGCUAGAGUGUCUGGUGAGAUCUCCUGCUCCCAUGCGUCACUGUGGGGCGGGGGAGCCGCUGUGGCCCAGACCGCCCGGAGGCCCACAGUUGCGCCUGUGGAAGAGGACGAGGCUGGAGUCUGUGCCCGCUGCGGCGGAGAAGUCGUUCUGCUCCAUUUGGUGCAUCGAGGAGCAUAGAGAACACAGGUGCUCCCGCAGGAACUACCUGUGCCCCACCUUCGCGGAGUUCUUCCCUGAGCCGGGCCAGCCCCUUACGGAGGCCAUGGCCUUGAACAAGGUGGCCGUGCUCACCGCCUUUGGCCCCAAUAUCAACGACAAGGAUGAUUUUUGGGGUCAAGCGGGGAAGGAGAAGCUAGAAAGAAUGGAGGCGGACCCACUGGUUGCGGCCAAGUUUUGGAGUCCGCCCUUCAACACCUUUGGGCUCGGCAGAGGAGAACAAGUGCGGCUACAGAAUGGCCGAUGGGUCGAUGCCCCUCCAGCCCUCCGGGCAGGAGGACAUCUCACUGGCUUGGCCGGGCUCUCUAACACAGCCGCCUUUGAGGUGCGGAGGGCGAACACCCUCGCCCUGAGGGCUCUGAAGUCUUUGUCCCGGGCCGUGGAAGAAAACUUCCUCUGUUACGUGUGCCAGGCUUGGGAUUCCUACCUCUGGUACUUCCCAGAAGCAGAGGAGCUGAGAGAGACGAAGGGAUCUUCUCCACGUCGUUUCCUCUGUGCUGCUUUGGUGGGCCCAAACGAUCACGAGGAAGAGCCCAAGGCCUGGUAUGACAGCACCGGUCGAAUCCAGUUCGCUUGCUGUGAGGAACUUCGCCUCCCUGGAAAUCUGUGUGAUACCCUGGCGUUGGCGAUCAAGAAGGAUCUGGCUGAGAUCUGCCCCCUCAUUCCGGGAAAGCUCACAGAUCGCACCAUGGACUGGCAGCUGAUGGCACAGUUGCGAGGUGCUUCCUCUAGCCUCAGGUCACCCGCCGCGGCGGAGGCUGCUGCUGAGGUUAUAGCGCCUAUCGCUCGGGAGAUCCUCGAAGACCCCAUCGAGCAUCUGCGAAGGAUGCUCAGCCGAGGGCACUACAGAGGUACAGAGGUGCGGCUCAUGGCGCCUAAUGAGCCUGACAACCUCAAGAUGGUGCCCUACCCGGCACACCUCUGGCGAUGGCGCAACACGUUGUCCUUCGCCUGGCAUAACGAGGACAACAUUACUACGCUAGAGAUGUUAGCAGCUCUGGCUGAGAUCCGGCGCCGCGCGCGGCAGUUGAAUACACAAGGGACAAGGUUCUUUCACAUCCUUGACUCCCAAGUGGUGUAUCACGUUAUGGCAAAAGGCGCUAGCGCUUUGGACCAUUUCGGCAUGGAACUUUGCCGAUACUGCGUCCAGGAGGAACUGCAGCUACCCAACACGGUGAAAGACCUUGACUUUGCCCUGGGGGAAUUCAUGAAUGAAUCCUUCCAAGAAGGUGACUCGCCUGGGUAUGCAGGGGAGCAGCCCUCUCAGCUGGUCAAAAACGACUAG